Messenger RNA from Scleropages formosus (Asian bonytongue), 3322 nucleotides. RefSeq names its product polo-like kinase 3 (Drosophila) (gene plk3). The transcript has 15 exons. NCBI's taxonomy places the organism in Eukaryota, Metazoa, Chordata, Actinopteri, Osteoglossiformes, Osteoglossidae. Gene Ontology annotation, biological process: Golgi disassembly; mitotic spindle organization; mitotic G1/S transition checkpoint signaling. The record is from RefSeq and is a predicted model, not a curated record. Gene Ontology annotation, molecular function: protein binding; protein serine/threonine kinase activity; ATP binding. Gene Ontology annotation, cellular component: cytoplasm; kinetochore; nucleus. Bases 137 to 2146 code for a protein of 669 amino acids.
UUCCCUGCCUGGCUACCUUUGUUGGAUGUACUGCUGAGUGGCUGUGGACGCGAGGUUUGAAGGGCGGGAAUAAGACACUACGGACGGGCUUUCAAUUAUUUAUUUAUUUUCUUUUUUCCCGUGAAUGAACGGAUGAAUGGAUUCGGCGUGUUUCUCCAACGCCCAACGUUUGUCCUGCCACAUCAUGAACCCGGAUUUACUGAAAGCCAGCCACCACCAGCGGCUACAAAGCGCCCCGGCGGCCAAGGCGAACCGGGGGGGCAAGUCGGAGCAGAACCGAUCCGAGUCGGCGCAUGUCAAACCCGAACUGGCCCACAUCGUGAAGGACGCCAAAAGCGGACGCUCGUACUGCAAAGGGAAGCUGCUGGGAAAGGGUGGUUUUGCGAGAUGCUAUGAAAUGACGGACCUUACCAGCAACAAGUCGUAUGCUGUGAAGGUUAUACCGCAAAGCAGAGUGUCGAAACCUCACCAAAGGGAAAAGAUUACAAAUGAAAUUGAGCUCCACAAGACCCUGCAUCACAAGCAUGUGGUGAAGUUCUCGCAUCAUUUUGAAGACAAUGACAAUAUUUACAUCUUCCUGGAGCUGUGCAGUAGGAAGUCCUUGGCACAUAUCUGGAAAGCUCGACACACGCUGACGGACCCUGAAGUGCGCUAUUACCUCCGGCAGAUCAUAUCGGGGUUGAAGUACCUCCACAACAAAGGCAUCCUCCACAGAGACCUCAAAUUAGGCAAUUUCUUUGUGAAUGAGAAUAUGGAGUUGAGGCUGGGGGAUUUUGGGCUGGCGGCCAAGCUGGAGCCUGUGGAGCAGAGGAAGAAGACAAUCUGUGGCACUCCGAACUAUCUUGCACCUGAAGUGUUGAACAGACAAGGACACGGACCGGAGGCUGACGUGUGGUCACUCGGCUGUGUGAUGUACACGCUACUGUGUGGCAAUCCACCCUUCGAGACCCUGGAUCUGAAGGAGACCUACAGGUGUAUCAAAGAGGUCCGGUACACCUUGCCCACGUCUCUCACUCCAGCUGCCCAGAAGCUAAUUUCUGGAAUACUGCAGAGGAACCCUUCUGACCGCCUCACUUUGGACCAGAUCCUCAACCAUGAGUUCUUCACCAAGGGCUUCACCCCAGAGAAACUGCCUCCAAGUAGUUGUGUGAUGGUGCCAGAGCUCAACCCACCAAGUCCAGCCAAGAAGUUCUUCACUAAGAUGGCCAAAAGUCUGUUUGGAAAGAAGAAAUCUAAAGUGGAGAAGGUCCCUUGCGAAGAGCGAGAUGACAUUUCCAAGCUGGUGACAGGUCUUGUUAAGAGCUCAAUUGGCCGUCAGAUGAGCUACAAAACUGUGGAGGGCAACGAGGCUACCUCACCCAGUGGUCCACAUCCCACCAACAGCCCAGUGAACACUCAGGCAGAGGAAGAGUCAAGGAAAUCCACCUCGCGCUCUUUCAAAGGCACCGUGGCCAGCUGUACUGAAGCUUGUGAAGAUGCCCUCACCCCUGCCAUGGUGGCUGAGUCAGCCAUUAAAGUUCUCAACAGCUGUUUGUCCUCGAUGCCUGCAGCUUCUACAAAUCCACCCUGCCUCACCAGGCCCAAACCCUUUGUCUGGGUCACGAAAUGGGUCGACUACUCAAACAAGUAUGGCUUUGGCUACCAGCUGUCCAACCAGGACAUCGGUGUGUUAUUCAACGAGGGCACCCACCUGAGUUUGUGUGACCAACGCAAGACUGUCCGUUACUUCCUGAGGAGCAACAAGGAGUACACUUUCCAGGUAUCAGCUGUACCAGAGCAGCUGCGAGCCCAGAUGCAGAUUGUGGAGUACAUGGCCACUUACAUGGAGCAGAAUCUAAUGGAGGGUGGAGAUCUUCAGUGUGUGGACCAUACUGCUCCCUCACCUUUGCUGUUGCAGUGGGUCAAGACUGACCAUGCCCUAGUCAUGCUCUUCAGCAAUGGCACCCUACAGGUGAAUUUCUACACAGACCACACCAAAAUCAUCUUGUGUAAGAGUGGUGACUCCUACCUCUUGACCUACAUCAGUCAGGAACGCGUCUCCUCGUCAUAUGAUCUGAGUACGCUGGCUGAGCAGGGCUGCUCCACCGAGCUGUGCUACCGCCUGCGCUAUGUCCUCCAGCUGCUGCAGCACCACGCUCGCUCCUAAGCAGCACCUCACCAAAACUUAGACUCGGCCAAUGAGUAAAGAUGAGCUGCUUCCUGCUUCCAUUGUGGAGCGAAUUUGACUCCACCACUUUGGAGUCUCUUUGGCUAGUGUCUGGCCUCUUUGGACUAUGGUGCACAGUUUUGUUUUUUUUCUUUUUUUAAUGAACCUAAAGCUAACUGCAAUAUCACACUACUGGCUUCACUCAUCCGCACAUAACUUGACCCUGAUCCUUCAGCGCAGGCCUGCUGUACUGACUGUUGGGCGUCAUGGUGAGAAAUGACUGUGACCCCACACCCCCCCCCCCCCCCAAAAAAAAAAAAUGUGCAGAGGGAUUUUUGUUGUGCUUUAAAAAUCACUCGAGUUUAAAGCACUGUUUUUAGUGAGAAUUAAAUUUCACUCAACGGCAUACACCAGGAAAGAAGGGGCUAGGUAAGAGGCUCGAUGUAACACAAUUUGCACUAUGAAUUGGUUAUUCGUGAGGCAGACUUCCUUUUAUCACACAAUGCAGCGUUUUAUUUUUUUAGCUAUAGAUACCAAAAGGUCAUUCUUUUUUUAAACCUCAAGGAGACGCAUGUGCGUGUGAGAUCAACCGCUUAAUGUGGUUCCAAAAUUCAUACAGUGAGAAGUUUGGAGGUGCAAAGUGCCUUUUGGAGGGAAGUCUGGACUGUGCAAUAAUUGCCUUGUCUGAAUCGCAAAAGCUGCAAACAAAGGAAGUGGGAGGAGCCUGGUUUUUUUUCUUUUUUUGGGUACUUCCCGUUUUUUGUUUUCGUUGACCUGAAAAACCAACAAAGCAGCAUCACACUGCCUUGUGAAGUGCUCCUGGCUCUUAAGAGCAGACAUCUGUGUCAUUUGGAAAGUUUGGUAAAAUGUUUUUGCUCUUACAGUUGAAAACAACACAUUUUUUGCUUCCUCUGCCCUGAAAUCAUGUCUUUGUAUACUACGACCUUGAAUAAGUCAAGUGUUAAGUGUUAAAUUAUCAAGUGUUGUCAGUCAAGAAGUUCAGAGCCCUUUCACAAUUUAUUUAUUUUUGGUGGCACAUCGUCUUUAAAUAUUUAUUUUUUAAUUUAUACUUUGUAUGUUGCUUGUGUGUGUUUGUGUCGUUGAAACCAGGGGAGAUGUUCAAUAUGGUCACAUGUGUUGCAGAUAAAAAAAAAAAAAUAAAAUUUAUUGAGAAUU